UGUCGGAUGUCUCCCCUCUCCGAGCUCAUUUCAAAACUGAAACGGCAUCCAAUAGCACGUAUAUGUUAAAAAAAAAAAUUAUAUAUAUAUAUAACGUAUGAAAUUUUUCAGUUCAAGUUCCGUAUAUUUUAGGCAAAUAUUUUCAAAUUUGUUACGUUAAUUUUUAUUUGUUUAUUAUUAUAUAAUUUUAACAAAUGCCGCCCCGCAAAAAUAAGAAUCAAACGCAACCAGUCAGAAGGAGUGAAAGGAUUCGCCUUCGCAAAGAGGCGGCAAUUGCGGCUCGAAAUGCCGAGUUGGAACAGAUGGGGCAGGAACGAAGGGCGGAGCUGGCCAGCCUGAGAAGUGGACAGAGCCCUUCGCUAAAUGGAGUAGCUGCGGGAAGUGGUGUAACUCCUAGGAGCAGACCUCCACGCCGAAACGGGGCGGUCACAUCUACCCCCCUCUCUAAGCAGGCAGAAUGUCUAUUCGACCGUUUUAUGGAUCGCAUUUUGCACGCUGCCAAUGAAUGCCACUCAGGGAAGUUUUCCGAGGGGACAAGACCAAAUCUCAAUCAAGAAGAGCAACCAACCGAAGCUCCACGAGGAUGGGUGUCAGGACAGGAGCUCCGCGACGAAGAUGUCGAAGUAGUCGAAGAACUAGACAUAACCAUUUCCCUGCUGGACAGUGACUCCGACCUGGACUUCGUAUAAUCCUGUAUAGCCAACCCAGGCAUUUGCAGAAAGUUGUUUAUUAAUUAUAGAUUUGUUACUGAA
Molecule: messenger RNA, 752 nt
Organism: Drosophila kikkawai
Lineage: Eukaryota; Metazoa; Arthropoda; Insecta; Diptera; Drosophilidae
Source: RefSeq, a predicted model, not a curated record